Molecule: messenger RNA, 3543 nt
Organism: Cricetulus griseus (Chinese hamster)
Lineage: Eukaryota; Metazoa; Chordata; Mammalia; Rodentia; Cricetidae
Source: RefSeq, a predicted model, not a curated record
CAUCUAUAAUGAGAUCUAAUACCCCUCUUCUGGUAUGCAGGUAGGACACUGUAUACAUAAUAAAUAAAUAAAAAUAUUAUAUGUAUAUAUUGCCAUCUCAUUUGCAGUGGAGACCCCAUGAGUGACAGGUCAUGGAAAGUGGAUACAUGCAAACAUCCAGACCAUCCACUAUGAUCAAGUCACUUUUAUUCUAGAAAUUGAGGCUUGGUUCAGCUUCUUUGGAGCUGUCUACCUAGUAGUGGAGUAGCCAAAUCAUUCAGAUAGUUGUAUUUUUAGGUUUUUGAAGAUCAUGCACAGUGUUUUUCCCAAAGUGUGCUCCAAUUUACUUGAAUACCAACUUAACAUCAAUGUUGUUGUUAUCCAUGAUCCUUUCUAGCAGCUUUGCUUUGCGCAUUUCAUAUCGAGUGAAUUCUGAGACUAGGCUGCAGGCAGCUGUCACCAUCAGAAAGUCUUUUAACAAGGUGUAGAAGAUCCUGCAGAGAAAAGAAGGAACUUCUGUCAUUCCCAGAUGUGGCCAUUAAUUUCUCUGCAGAGGAGUGUGAAUGCCUGAACCUUUCUCAGUGGAGUUUGUACAAGGAAGUGAUGCUGGAGAAUUACAGCAACCUUGUGUUCCUGGGUCUUGCUUUGUCUAAGCCACAUCUGGUCACAGUUCUGGAACAAAGUACAGAGCCUUGGAGUGUGAAGAGAAAAUCGGCAGCUGCCAGCCAUUCAGGGGCUACUCUCCUUCAGGGAUGUGGCCAUUGAUUUCUCUGCAGAGGAGUGUGAAUGCCUGGACCUUGCUCAGUGGAAUCUCUACAGGGAUGUGAUGUUGGAGAAUUACAGCCACCUUGUGUUCCUGGGUCUUGCUUUUUCCAAGCCAUACCUGGUCACAUUUCUUGAGCAAAGAAAGGAGCCCUGGAAUAUUAAGGGACCAGGACCAGUUGCUGCAUAUGCAGGAAUAAAACCUUAUGAAUUUAAGGAAUGCAGCAAGACCUUUCCUUGGAAUUCACUUCUUAUUCAACACCAUAAAAGUCAUCCCGGCGAAAAACUUUACAAAUGUGGUGAAUGUGGUAAGGCUUUUAAUGUUCGCUCAACACUUUAUAAACACCAUAGAAUUCAUACUGGAGAGAAACCCUACAAAUGUAAAGAAUGUGGCAAAGCUUUCACAUGUUCUUCAAGCCUUAACCAACACCACAGAAUUCAUACCGGGGAGAAACCCUAUAAAUGUGAAUGUGGCAAAGCCUUUAAUAACUCUUCAGCUCUCACUCAGCACCAGAGAAUCCAUACUGGAGAAAGACCAUACAAGUGCGAAGAAUGUGGCAAAGCCUUUAAUAACUGCUCAGCCCGUACACGUCACCAAAGAAUUCAUACUGGAGAAAGACCCUACAGAUGUACAGCUUGUGGCAAGGCCUUCAACUUUCCCACAUCACUAUCUCAACACCAGAGAAUCCAUACCGGAGAGAAACCCUACAAAUGUGAGGAAUGUGGGAAAGCCUUUAACUGUUCUUCACAUCUUAAACAACACAGAAUUAUUCAUACCGGAAAGAAACCCUACAAAUGUAAAGAAUGUGGCAAAGCUUUUAACUGUUCUUCCAGCCUUAACCAACACCGUAGAAUUCACACUGGUGAGAAACGCUAUAUAUGUGAGGAAUGUGGCAAAGCCUUUAAUAAUUGCUCAGCUCUUACUCAACACCAAAGAAUCCACAGCGGAGAGAAACCCAACAAGUGUGAAGAAUGUGGCAAGGCCUUUUAUAACUGCUCAGCCCUUUCUCGUCACCAAAAGAUCCAUACUGGAGAAAAACCCUACAAAUGUACAGAUUGUGGCAAGGCUUUUAUUUUUCGCUCAUCACUUUCUCAGCACCAGAGAAUUCACACUGGAGAGAAACCCUACAAAUGCAAAGAAUGUGGCAAAGCCUUUAACUGUUCUUCACACCUUAACCAACAUGGAAGAAUUCACAGUGGAGAGAAACCUUAUAAAUGUGAAGAGUGUGGCCAGACAUUCAUCUGUUCUUCAUACCUACAUAAGCAUCAGAAGAUUCACACUAUGGAGAAACUCUAUGAAUGCAAAGAAUGUGGCAAAGCCUUUAGCUGUUCUUCAUAUCUUAAGUAUCACCAGAGAUUUCAUACUGGGGCAAAAUCUUACACAUGCAAAGAAUGUGACAAAACCUUUAGGUCAUCUUCAUACCUUAGGAAUCAUCAGAGAUUUCAUACUGGAGAGAAACCAUACACAUGCAAAGAAUGUGGCAAAGCGUUUGUUAAUUCCUCGAGCCUUCUUGUACACCAAAGAAUUCACACUGGAGAAAAACCAUACAAAUGCAAAGAAUGUGGCAAGGCCUUUAGGUGUUCUUCUUAUUUUAAAUAUCAUCAGAGACUUCAUACUGGAGAGAAACCCUACACAUGCAAAGACUGUGGCAAAGCCUUUGCUAAAUCUUCAUGUCUUAUUCUGCACCAAAGAAUUCACACUGGUGAAAAACCCUACAAAUGUGCAGAGUGUGGCCAGGCCUUUAUCUGUUCUUCAUACCUGAGGAAGCACCAGAGAAUCCAUACUGGUGAGAAACCGUAUACCUGUGAAGAGUGUGGAAAAACUUUUAGCAUUUACUCAACCUUCACUCAACACCAGAGAAUUCAUACUGGAGAAAAACCUUAUAAAUGCAAGGAAUGUGAUAAAGCAUUUAAUAAUCAUUCAGCCCUAAUUAAACAUCAAAGAAUUCAUACUGGAGAAAAACCCUACACAUGCAAAGAAUGUAGUAAAGCCUUUAAUAAUAGCUCAAGCCUUAUUCGCCAUCAGCGAAUUCAUACUGGAAUGGAAACCCUAGAAGUUCAAGGAUUGUGGCAAGGCCUUUAGUAAUAGUUCAACUCUUAGCUCCAAAAACUCUGUUAGUGAGAAAGUAAAAUGGAAAAAAGGUGACUAAUAAGUGUUUUAUACAUAUACAGUGUAAAAAUUCACACAUGAAAGAAACUCUCCAAGUUCAAAUAGUGUCGCAAGUCUGUUAGCUUUUCUUCAUAUAGCAGAGGAUUUGUAUUAUAAAAAUAUAAUGUUAUCAGGGUUUUUAAUGAAUUCUCACUCCUCAUCAGUGAAUCCAUGCUUCAUAAAAAUCUUAGCAUUUAUCAACUUUGGAAGGAACUCUGUCCACUAUGUGUGAGCAAAGUAGUUAUGCUUGAAGAAAUUGUGUAAACAUAAAGAGUGUAGCAGAGCUCAUACCUCAGACUUAAUGGAUAUGAGAAUUACUAUAGGUGGUCAAUCCUAUGAAUAUAUAGAAUAAUGUAAGUAUAAACUAAAUAUUUCUUAUAAAUUAUGGGACAUUAUUUGAUGUGAUAGAAAUUAUUGCCAACAUCAGAAUUACGCACUUAACUCAUCUCAGUAAGGAUAUGAAUUUGUGAAUGAAACCACAUUUACUAUGUAGCCUCAUGUUUGAAAACAGAAGCUAACGCAACUUUAAACUGUGUUAAAAGAACAAGACUGGUUCCUGACUGAUUUUAGUCUAGUUUUUCCUACAGAGAACAUAUAGUAGGUAUAAAAUAGAGGUUUACUUCCUUAAAUAAACAAAUUUGAAUGAUUUGUAA